AGUUACUGUUAGGGCCCAUUCACACCAACGCAGUGCGUUGCGUUAUAUUUUGACGCAGAUGCAACGCAAUGCGCUGAACUUGUUCACACUGCGUUGCGUUGACGCAUGUCAAAAGGUCAUAUUCCGGGUGCCCGUAUUUUGGAUCAGGAACUUGAUAGGCAUUGUGUUUAAGAGCAGAGUAGGUAAGACAGCUGUUGUUUGGAUAUAAAUUUGAGACGUUUUGGCGAUUGUAUAAUGCCGUUGUAUAUCAAUGAUAGUUAUUAUUUUCAAAACAAUGAAAAAUGUACAAUGAUUUUUAUACAGAUUGAUUAGAUAUCGGUAUGGCAGGUAUGGACUUAGAACAUCUCAUAGUUGAGGUCAGAGAAAGGAAGUGUCUUUACGCUGUAAAAGAAGCAGCCUACAGGGAUACAAUUAAAAAGGGAAAGGCGUGGGAAGAGGUCGCAGAGGCGUUGGGAAGAAGUGUGACAGAUUGUAAGACCAGAUGGAGAUCUACAAAGGAUAGGUAUAGGAAAGAGAAAAGAAGGGAAUCAGAGGCUACGAGGAGUGGGGCAGCAGCAGGGGGAUAUAGAGCAUGGAAGUUCAUGGAGGUGCUAAAGUUCCUAGACGAGCACGUCGACUUUCGAACAACGUCUUCAAAUAUUGACGAGGAUGUCACUCUUGUGGUGCUCCAAGAUGGAAAUAAUGUCCAAAUGAGUGGUGAAGCUGACAACUUACCUAAUAUGAACACCAGUUGCACUACAUCAGCAUCUGAUAAAGAUGCACUUACAAAAGCGACUGAUCUUGACGAAACUAUCAUGAGUCUUGUCAACAAAGAGAGUGAUGAUGCUGAAAAAUUUGCAUUGAGCCUCGUAGAUACUCUACGCAGGCUACCAGUACAACGUUUGCAACUUGCGAAAAUUAAAAUUCACGAGCUUCUGUACAACAUCGAAUUUGGGGAAAUAUAAUUUACUUGGAACACAUUGUUUUCAAUUAUUGAUUAUAUGGUAAUCCUGAAGUAUGUGAACGAAGAUGGCAGACACCGAACUUAGUAUGUCUACCAGGUUAGGUUUAGGCAAAAUUUUCAGGUACAAAUACUAAGGGAGUCGCUUGUCUAGUCCCCGAACUAAAUAAGGAAAAUUGGAAUAAAUUAUGGCCUAAACCUAACCUGGUAAACAUACCAGGUUCAGGUGUCCAUCUUGGUUCACAUCCUUAGGGAGUACCAAAUAUACUAGCAUAUCAGAUUUGUAAUACCUCUGCAGUUCAGUAAUCAUCUAUAAAAUUGUUAAAAGAUCAGCAAUGGUGCCAUUGCCAGGGCACAGCACCUUCCCCUGCAAAGUAGUUGGCAAAGGUGUUGCGAACAGAUUGUGCGCUCUGUGUUGCACGGCCACCA
Messenger RNA from Styela clava, 1369 nucleotides. NCBI's taxonomy places the organism in Eukaryota, Metazoa, Chordata, Ascidiacea, Stolidobranchia, Styelidae. The record is from RefSeq and is a predicted model, not a curated record.